Dromiciops gliroides (monito del monte) is the source of this 1049-nucleotide messenger RNA. It is a transcript of the gene PEBP1, whose product is annotated as phosphatidylethanolamine binding protein 1. The coding region runs from base 110 to 685 and encodes 191 amino acids. Gene Ontology annotation, biological process: negative regulation of MAPK cascade. The transcript has 4 exons. The record is from RefSeq and is a predicted model, not a curated record. NCBI's taxonomy places the organism in Eukaryota, Metazoa, Chordata, Mammalia, Microbiotheria, Microbiotheriidae.
CGGCGCGAGCUAUGGUCCAGGAGCCUGCGCUUCACGACGCAUUCCUGCUCCGUUGCUCGUACUGUUGUCUGUUGGAGCCUCUGCCGUUCGCCGGUCCCUGCUGUGCACCAUGCCUGUCGACCUUAGCCAGUGGGCCGGGCCCCUGAGCCUGCGGGAGGUGGAGGAGAAGCCGCAGCACCCCCUCAGCGUCAAGUACGCGGACAGCGAGAUCCUCGAGCUGGGCCAAGUGCUGACGCCCACGCAGGUGAAGAGCCGUCCGGUUAGCAUUGCGUGGCCAAACUGUGACUCCUCAAAGCUCUACACUCUGGUCCUCACAGACCCAGACGCUCCCAGCAGGAAGGACCCAAUCUUCUGUGUUCCCCUCAGGGAGUGGCACCACUUCCUGGUUGUUAACAUGAAGGGCAGUGACAUCAGCAGCGGCCAGGUCCUCUCGGAUUAUGUGGGCUCCGGCCCCCCCAAGGGAACAGGUCUUCACCGCUAUGUGUGGCUGGUUUACGAGCAGAAUGGACCACUCAAAUGUGAUGAACGGGUCCUGUCCAACCGUUCCGGAGACCACCGGGGCAAAUUCAAGGUGGCUGCCUUCCGUGCCAAGUACAAGCUUGGGGCCCCUGUGGCUGGCACGUGCUACCAAGCUGAAUGGGAUGAUUAUGUGCCCCGGCUCUACGAGCAGCUGGCAGGGAAGUAGGGCCCUGCCAACUUGCGGCCCCUCCCCAGGCAAAGGCAUUUCAUGGGUGAUGUGAGCAGGCGUCCCCUCCCACGGGUGGGAUCUGCUCAGUCACCAGGUGUCGUGGAGUCUUUUCCUUGUAAUGGGGGACUUGGGCCUGGGUUAGGGAUAAAGGAGCUCGCUUUCAGUGAUGUCAGCUUGCUGGCUUAGUGUGUUAGCCUGUAGUGGGGGGGGGGGGAGCCAUUGAGAUGUUAGUAAAAGUUAUGAUUUGAUUUCUAGCAUUCCUAGUGGAGAAAUAAGAAUAAUCUGUCAAGAUGCUGAUAGCGGAACAUAGGUAGAAUGUUAUGGAGAUUAUUUUACCUUCAUUAAAUCUUUGUGGAUCCUA